CACCUUUCUAACCCCAACCACUGUCUCAAUUCAUUCUUCCUUUUCUCUCAUUUUAUCCAAAUUUUUUUUCCCUUUCUCUCAUUUUUCGUUUCGUGUUUCUCUCUCUCUCUCAUUCCCAUUUCGCUGUUCGGUUUGAAAGCACAUAUAAUCGCAUUAAGAUCAGAUCAGAUCGGAUCGGAUGGCGGCAUCGCGGCGGCUCCGGGACCUUCAAUCACAACCGGCGAACAAGAUUUGCGUCGAUUGUUCCCAGAAGAACCCUCAAUGGGCCUCAGUUUCAUACGGAGUCUUCAUGUGCUUAGAGUGCUCCGGCAAGCACCGCGGCCUCGGCGUUCACAUCUCCUUCGUUCGAUCCGUAACCAUGGAUGCAUGGUCCGAAAUCCAGAUCAAGAAGAUGGAAGCUGGUGGCAACGACAAACUCAACGCCUUCCUCGCUCAGUAUGGUAUCACCAAGGAAACUGACAUCGUCACCAAGUACAACACCAACGCAGCCUCCAUCUACCGCGAUCGCAUUCAGGCCAUCGCCGACGGUCAACCCUGGCGGGAUCCCCCUGUCGUCAAGGAGAAUGUUCGCUCGGCCGCCGCCGGAAAGGGGGGAAAGCCGCCGUUGGCUGCUGGAAGCAACGCGAAUAAUAAUGGAGGGUGGGAUAAUUGGGAUAACGAUGAUGGUUUUGGAUCUCGCAGCAACGAUAUCCGGCGCAACCAGUCGACCGGUGAUGUUAGGGGGUUCGGUGGUGGCGGAAGCGCCCCGGCGAGGUCGAAGUCGACGGAGGAUAUAUACACGCGGUCGCAAUUGGAGGCCUCUGCUGCUGGCAAGGAGAGUUUCUUCGCUCAGAAGAUGGCGCAAAAUGAAUCGCGACCCGAGGGGCUUCCGCCGUCGCAGGGUGGCAAGUAUGUUGGGUUCGGAUCUAGCCCUGCCCCUGCUCAGAGGAGUAAUCCUCAAAACGAUUAUCUCUCUGUCGUUUCUCAGGGAAUCGGUAAAUUAUCUUUGGUUGCUGCCUCUGCUGCUCAGUCUGCUGCUAAUGUUGUUCAGGCAGGCACAAAAGAGAUCUCUGCUAAGGUAAAGGAUGGUGGUUAUGAUCACAAGGUCAAUGAAACUGUCAAUGUUGUCACUCAGAAGACAUCAGAGAUUGGACAAAGGACGUGGGGUAUGAUGAAAGGGGUCAUGGCAUUGGCUUCACAGAAGGUUGAGGAGCUCACUAGAGAUGACCCAAAUUGGAAGUCUGGUAACUGGCAACGAAAUGAAAAUGAUAGAGAUGGUUUUUAUCAGGAAUUCAAUCAAGAGAAUAAAGGCUGGAAUUCUUCUACCAGAGGAGGACAACCUUCAUCAGGUGGACAUACCAAUACUUACAACUCAAGCUCUUGGGAUGAUUGGGACCACCAAGAUUCUAGGAAGAAAGAACCAGCUAAAGGAUCAGCUCCUCAGUCAUCAGGGAACUUCGAUACUAGUAACCCAAGUUCUUGGGAUGAUUGGGAUCACAAGGAUGCAAGGAAGGAAGAACCAGCUAAAGGAUCAGCUCCCCAUAACAGUGAUAGUUGGGCUGGCUGGGAUAAUGCUAAAGAUGAUGGAUUUGAUAAUUUCUACGGGAGUGCUUCUGAUAAUAAAGCUGUUGGUCAUAAUGGGAAGUCAGAUGCUGCCUGGACAGGAGGAGGAUUUCUCUAAGGUUUGAUCCUAUCUUUAUUAUCAUGUCAAAAUUUUGUGUAAGUGACAAAAAUAUGGUACCUUUCGGACUAGUGGCAUGCGGGUCAAGCAGGGGUGUCAUUUAACAUGAUGGACGGGACCAGACUCUCAACUAUAAGUUUGCUGGUCCCUGAUAAAAUCAGCCUCCACAAGAGCAGGAAGAAUGAUUUUUUGAGGUUAGUUUAUUGUCAGCAAGUCUUUAUUUUUCAUCGUUCUCCCCUCCUCCCUUUCCUUAUGUAAUUUUUUUUUUUCUCUGUAAUUUUUUGGGAACUUCUGUAUGGUUGGCAAGGAAGUUUUACAUGUACUAGUGUCCAAAGAAAGGGCCAAUUGCCCAAAUUUAAGAUAACUUCUACCUGGAAGUGUGAUGGAACGUUAUUGUGACAUGAAAAUUUCAUAAUUGUCUUUGAAUUUGCAGCUGCUUAA
This is a messenger RNA of Gastrolobium bilobum, 2101 nucleotides long. RefSeq names its product probable ADP-ribosylation factor GTPase-activating protein AGD6. The coding region runs from base 179 to 1660 and encodes 493 amino acids. NCBI's taxonomy places the organism in Eukaryota, Viridiplantae, Streptophyta, Magnoliopsida, Fabales, Fabaceae. Gene Ontology annotation, molecular function: GTPase activator activity. The transcript has 4 exons. The record is from RefSeq and is a predicted model, not a curated record. Gene Ontology annotation, biological process: vesicle-mediated transport.